AUGGGAAGCCGACGGAUUCCACCAGAAAUGAUAAAAUGCGGCUGGGAAAAUUGUCAAAGUUGGUUUUCAACUGGAGUUGACAUGAAUCAUCAUGUUUUUUUAAAACACAUUGAUCAUCUUGAAGUCAGUCUAGAAAUGCUCAAAGAGUUGAAAAGUCGAGAAAUUAUUUCACCGCCUGCGGUGAAAAAUGAAGAUAUGAAGAUUGUUUGCAUAGCUGACAACUGUACAGCUUCGUUUCGAACAAAAAAUGAAGUACGACGACAUAUCGAAACUGAACAUCGCGAUUCGGAAAUUGUGGAUUCAAAGAGUAAGACGGGCAGAAGGAGAGGCUCAAAUGCGACAUUGAACGAGCUUCCAGAGAAGAAAAUCAAGGAAAAUGACUCACGAGUCAACGAAAAACCUAUUUUCAAAUGUCAGUCACAGUCCCCUUCACAAUCAGAGAAGUCCAUGGAAAGCAAUACUCUAGUUGAAAGAAAGUUAAUAAAAUUCGAUGAAAACAUGAAAAUGAGUGAAGCGAGCUCAAUUGUCUUGGAUGCCAUAGAUCAAAUGCCAUCGUCCAGCUUCCCAGCAAACUCCGAUCCAUCCCAGUUCUGUGUUAUAUGCGUAUCAUUCGAACGAUGUGGAUCCCCACACUGUAAGAUAUCUAAACAAAUCAUUUCGACUUGGAGACAUUAUAACGAUGGAGCGGAAAUAACUAAGAAAAAUCUGCUCGUUAUAUUGAAUAAAAUGAUUACCGGCUACUCGAAAAGGGAAGAAAAAGCGGCGAACUGA
This is a messenger RNA of Caenorhabditis remanei, 771 nucleotides long. RefSeq lists its product as uncharacterized. The record is from RefSeq and is a predicted model, not a curated record. Gene Ontology annotation, molecular function: zinc ion binding. NCBI's taxonomy places the organism in Eukaryota, Metazoa, Nematoda, Chromadorea, Rhabditida, Rhabditidae. The transcript is spliced from 3 exons. Bases 1 to 771 code for a protein of 256 amino acids.